AUGGAAGAAGUUCAUGAAGUUUUAAAUAGUGACCAAAUCGAAAUUAUUUCUAAGCCUUAUGAUAAUCUAAAAGAUUGUGUAUCAAAAAUUUCAUAUUUAUUAAGGAAACAAAAACCACAUUCUGGUAAUGAUAAUGAUAUCUGGUUGGAUGCUAAAAAACUGGCUGAAUCACAUGCAGAUGAUCCAGUCAUAAAAUUGAUUUUCCAAGUUAUUGUGUUUAAUGAGGUUUGUGUUAAAAAUGUACAAUUGGGAAUACCACCAGGUGGAGAACGAAGUGUAGAUAUACAUUUUAUAAGGCCAUUCAUGGAGAUCAUUCGACCUGUUACUGAAUAUCACUAUGGUGAAUUAAUAUCAUCUGCAUCUGGGGCUUGUAAACGAAGAUUUGGGAUUAAAAAUGUUGGCCAACACUCAGACUUUAUCUUUGCUGCACAUGAACUUCGUGAUGCAUCAGUUGAGCAUGGAAGAGAGUUUGGAAUAGCAGAAAACUCAGGACCAGAAGUACAAUCUCACCAUUUGAGAUCAAGGAUGGCCUUCAUGAAAGUAAUGAAAGUGAGUCGAGACCAGCAUUCAGCAUGUGCACAGGCAUUGCUUGAAGCAACAGGUGGAACUUUAGAUGCAAAUUUGAACAAAGCAUUAAAAGAAAUACCAAUUGUGGGUAUUUGUAUUGUGGAAUUUACUAUAAAGAUGCAUGUUAUUUUCUACUUGGGAGAUGGAAUAUGGGCUGCAGAUGAAAUAUCAAGCUUCACCAUCCCAGAUUAUUAUAAAAUUAGCCUCUAUAACAUUGGAGAUGCAUGUCGUAACUUUAUAUUCAUAAAGGCAAGAAAUAAUUCAGAACGCCAAAUUUAUUUUUGCAUCUGCGCUGAAAUAUGCAAAGGAGAAUAG
This is a messenger RNA of Entrophospora candida, 882 nucleotides long. NCBI's taxonomy places the organism in Eukaryota, Fungi, Glomeromycota, Glomeromycetes, Entrophosporales, Entrophosporaceae. The record is from the annotation of a GenBank genome assembly.